Messenger RNA from Entamoeba dispar SAW760, 3351 nucleotides. RefSeq lists its product as uncharacterized. Gene Ontology annotation, cellular component: Set1C/COMPASS complex. The record is from RefSeq and is a predicted model, not a curated record. Lineage: Eukaryota; Evosea; Mastigamoebida; Endamoebidae. The coding region runs from base 1 to 3351 and encodes 1116 amino acids. The transcript has a single exon.
AUGGAAGAAGUUCAUCCUAUCUUUGAUUUAUUUGAAAAAGCUAAUACACCAUUAACUAAAGCAACUUUACUUUCUAUUGAAACAACGAUUCAAUCAAAAAAAUUAGAAAUUAAUAACAUGACAGUAUACUCAUUAUUAGUUGAAUUAAUUAAUCAGUCAUUACCUUCACCACAAUCAGUCAAAACAUUUGAAUUACAAAUUCAAUUUUUACUUCAAAUAAUUGAAAAAAUUCCAAAACCUAUAAUUGCUAAUGAUUUAAAUAGAAUUUUGCCAUUAAUUAAUGGAGUUCAAUUAUACUAUAAAGAAAAUAUAAGAAAUGUUAAAUAUUUAUUUAAAAUAUAUUCUUCGAUUAUUCCUAAAAUUCCAAAAAGUUCAUAUGAACAAUUAAAUACUCAUAUGACUGAUUUAUUCGAAUCAUUAGAAACAGUUCCAGAUAAUUGUGAAACUACUUAUGGUCAAUGUAUUAUUACUUUAAUUUCAGAACCUUCUUUUAAAUCUUCAUUUGGAAAGAAAUUAGUUAGUACUCUUUUAAAAAAGUUAUCAAGUAAAAGUACUCCUAUUGUUGCUAAAGCUUUACAUCUCAUUUCUCGUCUUCUUUCAAAAUUAUCAGGAAAAUUAGCUAAUUCAUUAAUUAAUAAAUUAACAGAAUUAUCUACUACUGCAGUUGAAACUCCAUUGUUAGUUGCUUUGUAUAAAAGCUAUACUUCUGCUUUAAUAAAUAAAAUGGAACCCAAAGUCGUAGAAGCUAUUUCUAAUUCACUUAUAAAUCAUCCACCAACAUCAUUUGAUAUUCAGUCAUCAAUUGCUUAUUCAACCACAUUAUUUAAUCUUCCCAUUGCAAUUUCAAAGUAUAAUACUCAAUUAGCAUGUGAAACACUUGAAACAUGUAUUAGAAUUGUUGGAAAAUAUUAUCUUGAUGCAGGAGAGAAUGCAAAGCAAUAUACUGAUUUAUUAGGUAACAUAUUAACAAGAGCAUUUACAGAACCAUUUGUAUCAAUAGAACCAAGUCCAGUGAAAUAUGUUAUUUCAUAUGUUGUAGAAACUUUAUUUAAUAAAAAGAAUCAUUUAUUAUUUGAAGAAACAUUAAAAAUAGCUAAAAAGAUAUUUAUUCAUGGAAAACCUAAUUUUAUAAAUCAAUUUGCUCCUUUAUUAACUUUAAUGAAUAAGUUUUAUGAAAACACUGCUAUUAGAGAAUCUGUUGAAAAAUGUUUAAUUUCAUCAUUUGAACAUUUAGGUGUUAAAUGUGUAUUAGAAAUUCUUCCAUUAAAUUUAGAUGUGUCCAUUGUUCAAAGAGGAAAUGAUGGUAAUCUUAUUAACCAUAGUUAUCUUAUUUCGAUUUUAUUAAAGUGCCAUUUAAGAGAAGAAUUAAAAUUUUAUUAUUCAUUAUAUCAAACUUGUAUUCCAAUGAUUAAUAAAUUAAUUGCUAAAUCUGUUGAAUUAAAUACUCAAGUAGAAACUAAAAAUUUACAAAUAAUUAAAAAUCAUUUUAUUUCAUUACUUCUUGUAUUUAUGAAUGAUCCAACUGAUUAUGAAUAUUUCCCAGAAAUGAUUGAUCUUAUUAUUGAAUAUUUAAAUGAUGAAGAAAGAACUAAAUUAGGAUGUGAUAUAAUUAAUAGAGCUAUUCUUCAUCAUAUUAAACAACCAGAAGUUAUUCAAAAAAUGUCUCAAAAAUUGGUACUAACAUUAUUUAAUGUAUUAUCAAAAAAAACUACAGUUCUUCAACAAAAACCAAUAUUAAAAUGUAUUGAAAAUAUAUUAAAACAAACACAAGGAGAAAUGGCAAAUAUUUUAUUUAAAAAUGUUAUUGUACAAAUUAUUAAACAUAAAGAAAUACUUGAAAAUGAUAUUACUAUUAUUCGUACCGUUGGGCUUAUUAAUUUAAGUAUUUUAUUUAUUCCUGCUUUAAAUGAAUCUUCUAUAGAAAUUUAUUUAAAUGCUCUUGUUCCAAUGUUAACUGUUAGUAUUCAAAGAAUUGUAAAAUCUACAUUAAAAGCAUUAGCUGAACUUACUAGAUUACAAGGAACUUAUAUGUUUAAUAAACAUCGAAUUGAUAUUGAAACAUGGUUCGUUAUGGGAACAUAUAAUGAUAAAGUAUAUGAACGUGCAAUUCUUAGAGGUUAUUUUGUUUAUUUAGGUGUUAUUAAAUCAUUAAGUAGAAACGAAUUAAAUCAAAAAGCUGUUGAAUUCCUUGCUUUAGUUAUUCGAUUAACAAAAGAAAAUAAUAGAAAAACAAGAGAAGAAUCAUUUGAAAUGAUUGAUAAAAUGGGUAUAUUAUAUGAUGGAAAUUAUAGUAAAGUACUUGAAAUGAUUUGUGCAUUUAUUGGAGAGGAUCCUCAUAUUGCAUCAUGUGCAUUCAUUGCAUUAGGAAGAUUUUUAAUUAAAGGAUAUGACCAUUUGUCUGAAAAUACUAAGAAAGUAGUAUUUGAUAUUUGUAUUAAUAAAUUAAGUAAAUCAAGAGAAGAGAAUAAAAGUAUUAUUAGUACUAUUAAAGCAUUAUUAAAACUUGAUAACGAUAUGUUUAAAGAACGUAUGCCUGAUAUAUUAAAUGCAUUUGGUAAAUUAAAUGAAGAUAAUAGAAGAUAUUAUCGUAUGGAAAUUAAACAAUUUAUUGAAAAAUUAAUUAGAAAGUUUGGAGAAGAUACUGUAGAAGAAGGAGUUGUUGGAGUUGGAAAAGAAUUAAUUCAAAUGGCAAAGAAAUAUAGAAAAGAUAAAAAGAGAAGAGAAAGAAAAGAAAAGGAACGUGGAAAAAGUAUAAAAGGAAAGAAUGAAGAUAAUGAAGAAGAUAUUAUUGAAGGAUAUGAAAGUGAAGAUGAAAAUGAAGAAAAAGAUGAAAGAAAGAGAAUGAUAGAAUCAGAAGAUGUUGACUUAUUACAAAUGAAGUUUAUAAAAGAAACUGCACCAAAGAAAAUGAGAAAAAUUGGAGAAACUGACUUCCCAGUUGAUGCUGAAGGUAAGUUAGUAGUUAAUGAAGAAGAGCAAAAUAAAAGUGAAGAAGAUGUUGAAGAAGAACAAAAUGAAGAUGGAAUGGAAAAAGAAAAGAAAGUAGUUGAACAAAAAACACCCAAAACAAGAACCUUUGAAAGAAAGUUGUUAAAAAAGAAACUUGAACAAAGUGAAAGAAAGAAAAAAAUUAAUGAUGAAGUUGGAAAGAGGUUUAAAGCUAAGAAAGCUCAAGGAGAUGUUAUGAAGAAUGGAGUACAGCCAUAUGCCUAUGUUCCAUUAAAACGAUCAACAAAGAAAACUAAAUUAGAAACAGAAACAGCUUUUAAAACAUUAAUGAAAAAAGAUAAAGGAACAGUCAGUCUAAAAAAACCAAUUAGACUUUCAAGAAAAAGAACAAUAAAGAAAUAA